This is a messenger RNA of Uloborus diversus, 2885 nucleotides long. Its product is annotated as early endosome antigen 1-like. The record is from RefSeq and is a predicted model, not a curated record. The coding region runs from base 79 to 2877 and encodes 932 amino acids. Gene Ontology annotation, biological process: endocytosis. NCBI's taxonomy places the organism in Eukaryota, Metazoa, Arthropoda, Arachnida, Araneae, Uloboridae. Gene Ontology annotation, cellular component: early endosome. The transcript has 27 exons. Gene Ontology annotation, molecular function: 1-phosphatidylinositol binding; metal ion binding.
GUUUGUGUUUACAGGUGAUGGAGGUGUGGUGGAUUUCUUCAAGUCAGGAGUAUUAAAGGAAGUUUAAAUGCUUUUAAAAUGUUUAAUAUUAGGGGAAUUUUGAAUCGGAAGAGUGACCAGUCCAAGAGUCCCGAAUCCCGCACAUCGGACGAUGGGCCAGACAGCGAUGCCAGCUCUGCAGAGGGCUUCCUGUGUCCCUCGUGCCUCAAGGCCUUCCCCAGCCCUGACCUGCUCCAGACUCACUACGAGAGCCACCACCCUGAAGAAGGGGGCGCCACCUCCCACCCCUGUCCGGCCUGCAAGAUGAAGAUGGGCUCCGAGGCAGAGCUGCACUCGCACUUCGCAAGGCACCACUCGGACAAGAAGGACGGGUUUGAAAUCGAAGUGAUGAGUCUGCAAGUGAAGGCGCUCGAAGAAGGAAAGGCCUUGCUGCAGGACGAACUGGCAGCAGUCAGGCUGCAGUCUUCGGAACUGCUCAAGGAGAACUGCCGCGUGAGAGAGGAGAGAGAUGGACUGGAGCUCAAGGCAGCAACCCUGGCAGGCGAACUCGCACAUCUGAAAGCCGAAUUUGACGAAACCAAGACCAAAAAAUCGUCUGCCGAAUCGGCCCUAAGAAUGGCAGAAGAGAAGAUCAAGAAACUGGAGGUGGAAAUCCAGCAGAGGCCCGAGGCGGACGAUGUGAGCCUGUUGCAGCAGGAGCUGGUGUCUGUGCAGAAGAUGAUGGACCGUCUCACUUUGCAGAGAGAGGGGGAGAAGGCAGAGCUGCAGGAGCAGUGCGAUGCACUCAGAGACACAUCCGACAGGCUGCUGGCUGAGAAGACAGAAUGGGAAAAUCGGUACAGGGCCUGUCCCAAGAAGGAAGAAAUCGACAGCCUGCAGGAGAAAAUAUCCAAGAUGAGUGAAGAGGUGUCCAGGCUGCAGAGCGAGAAGGAGAAUGCAGAGGCAGAGUGCAAGAGGCUUCGUGCAUCCUUGGAGAAGUUUGGAAACUACGAGGAGCUGAGAGCAGCCGCGGCAGAGAAGGAUAGAGAACUGAGGGAUGCCCUACAGUCUGCUUCCAACAAGGACGCCCUGAUCUUGAAGCUGGAGGAAGAAGUGAGGAGCUCCAAGAGGAGUGUGGAAGAGAUGAAAGCUGGCAGAGAAAAGCUCUUCUCCAAGAUUGAAGAAGGGGAAGGCGCUAGUGUGGCCAUUCUGCAGCUCAAAGAAGAGAAUGCCAGACUCCAAGAGCAGUUUCUCCAUCAACAGACCCUCUACGGGAAGACUGCACACGAUAACGAACUCAAGAUGGAAGAACUCAGGUCCGCCCUUCACAAGGCCAGCUACGAGCUUCAGAUUUCCAAGGAGAGGUGCAAGGAGUUGGAGUCGGAAGCAGAAGAAGCCAGAUCUCGCAUCUCAGAGUUGCGACUCCAGAAGGACGAGUCUUCCAGGGAACUCAACCAGCAGAUCGCGGGCCUGACCGCCAGCCAAUCCGCAGACAGGGCACGGCUUCUGACCUUGGAGGAGGAGCUGGAGGCGGAGCGGAAGGAGGCGGCCCGAGCGACGCUAUUGGCCGAGAACCUGCGCGCAGACCUAGAAAAGGAGAAGAAGCGGGCCGAGAGGCUGGAGCUGGAGAAGCGGGAGCUCGAGAAGCGGAGCUCCGCCCUGCCGGCCGUGCGGGCGGAGCUGCUGGAGAGGGAGAAGAAGCUGACGGAGGCGCUGCAGGAGCUCCAGAGGAAGGAGGGGGAGCUGGAGACGCUGAAGGGGGAGCUGCAGGAUAGGGAUUCUCGGCUCGAGAGCGUAGAGUCCACCAAAGCCGACUUCUGUGCCAAGAUUUCGGCUCUCAGCGAAGACCUGAUGCAAUCCAGGCUCAGCGAAUCAGAGCUCAAGGACCGACUCCGAACCACGGAACAGUUGAAAAGCGAUCUUCAGGGAAAGUGUUCGUCUCUGGAGGAAGAGAUCAAGGGGAUGCGGAUUUCGGUGACGGGUCUGCAGAAUGAAAAGAACUCCCUGCUGAGCCAGUUGGAGGAGGAGAGGCGAAAGCAGGAGGAGGGGGCCCGGGGCCUGGACUCCCUCAGGGGCCAACUGGAGGAAGGGGCUCGUGCCCUGGAGGGAGAGAAAGAGAGAGCCAGCCAGGCUCUGAGGGACUUGGCCCUGUCCAAGGAGAUGUACCUCAAAGCAAAAGUGGAGUGGCAGAAAGAGAAGGAAAAACUGGAGAAAGAUCAUCAAAAGAAACUGUCUGAACUGGAAGAGGAAUUGCAAGUGCAGAGCUUCAAAUGGAAGGAACAGGUAGAAGCCGUGGAAGCACUGAACCAAUCUCUGGAGGAGAAGGAGCGUGAGCUGGAGGAGGGUCGGCGAACGUGGCAGUCCCUCGAAGGUCGUUUGAAGGGCAGGCUGUCGGUCCUGGAGGAGAACUCCCGCACCCUGGGGGAGGACCUGGCCCAGGAGCAGAGGAGGAGGAAGGACCUGGAGGAGAAGGCGGAUGAGUUACAGGGCCUCAGGCUGGAGCUGGAAGCGAAACUGGAGAAUGCCCUGGAUGAGAGAAGGGGCCUGCUAGAGAGGUGCCUGCGCAGCGAGGGCGAGUGCGAGCGUCUGCAGGCGGGAGCCUCAGAGACCCGGCGCCGCUACGAGGACUGCGUGGCCGCCCUGCAGGAGCUGGGACGGGAGAAUCAGACGCUGCAGGUGGAGAACAUGAAGCAUGUGACCCGCAAGUGGGCCGAGGAUGCAGAGGUGACCCACUGCACUGCCUGCGGGAAGCUAUUCACAGUCACCAUCCGUAAGCACCACUGCCGCAACUGUGGCUCCAUCUUCUGCAACGAGUGCUCCGCCCGGACGGCCACGGUCGCCGCCUCCAAGAAGCCCGUGCGCGUCUGCGACGUCUGCUUCGACGAGGUCACCAAGUAGAGGUGAGU